Xiphias gladius (swordfish) is the source of this 3201-nucleotide messenger RNA. RefSeq names its product retinol dehydrogenase 8a (gene rdh8a). Gene Ontology annotation, cellular component: cytoplasm. The record is from RefSeq and is a predicted model, not a curated record. The transcript is spliced from 6 exons. NCBI's taxonomy places the organism in Eukaryota, Metazoa, Chordata, Actinopteri, Istiophoriformes, Xiphiidae. Bases 261 to 1214 code for a protein of 317 amino acids. Gene Ontology annotation, biological process: estrogen biosynthetic process. Gene Ontology annotation, molecular function: estradiol 17-beta-dehydrogenase [NAD(P)+] activity.
CACGUCCGCACACAUUUUGAAGGAAUUAACUUCAUUUUCGGGGCAGGCGGCACCAAUCAAGUUUAAAAAAUCUCGUCUGCAAGGGGGUGUUUUGGUCGCUGACUUUAUCGAGCAUGUGACUGAAUUAGACGCUCACAUGGCUGCAGUGGCUGCAUGAUCCGCUUUGCUUUUUCUAAAGUCCGGUGAUCGGUAGCUCGCUCGGCAGCGACCAUCCGGAGUAGAGGACCGCUGAAAAAACACUGCGCCGACCCGAGCAAAUCAUGGCGAACGGCGGCCAGAGAGUUGUGCUGAUCACCGGCUGCUCCUCCGGCAUCGGGUUACGAAUCGCCGUCACGCUGGCCAAAGAUGAAAAGAAGCGUUACCAUGUGAUUGCCACCAUGCGCGACCUGAAGAAGAAGGACAAGCUAGUGGAGGCAGCAGGAGAUACAUAUGGCAAGACCUUGAUGUUGCUGCCACUAGACGUGUGCAGUGACGAGUCAGUCAAGCAGUGCAUCAACAAUGUUAAGGACCGCCAUAUUGAUAUCCUGAUCAACAAUGCAGGUGUGGGCUUGCUCGGACCUGUGGAGAGCAUCAGCAUUGAGGAGAUGAAAAGAGUGUUCGAGACCAACUUCUUUGGUGUGGUCCGCAUGAUCAAAGAAGUGAUGCCAGACAUGAAGAAGAGGCGUUCAGGACACAUCGUGGUCAUGAGCAGUGUCAUGGGUCUUCAGGGAGUGGUGUUCAAUGAUGUUUACACUGCCUCUAAGUUUGCCAUGGAAGGGUUCUGCGAGAGUAUGGCCGUGCAACUGAUGAAGUUCAAUAUCCGGUUGUCCAUGAUUGAGCCUGGCCCAGUACACACUGAGUUUGAGACAAAGAUGAUGGAGGAUGUGGCCAAGAUGGAGUAUCCAGGAGUAGAUGCAGACACAGUUCGUUAUUUUAAAGAUGUUUACCUGCCGUCGUCCAUAGAUAUUUUUGAAGCCAUGGGCCAGACACCAGAGGACAUAGCCAAAUGCACUAAAAAGGUUAUUGAGUCAAGCAGCCCUCGCUUUAGGAAUCUGACCAACAGCCUCUACACACCCAUCGUGGCCUUAAAGUAUGCAGAUGAGACUGGCGGCCUGUCUGUCAACACCUUCUACAACCUCCUCUUCAAUUUCGGUCCUCUCAUGCACAUAACCAUGAGCAUCCUGAAGUGCCUGACGUGCAGCUGCCUACGUAGACGCACAAUCUCACCUAACUGAAGCGGGUUGCCAGUCCUGCCCCCUUACGCUUGCCCCUCCCAGUUUGUUGACCCCAACCAGUUCCUCGGUGCCUUUUUCUUGAGGUUUCGGGCUAGGCAGGUAGACUAGAACCAGUAACCUGGUGAGAGGAGGUGCCUUUUAGUUCAGAGACACCGCCGAGAUAAGCUUUGCCAGACAACAUGCACAAUUGCACAAGUUUGUCACAGAGAUGUUGUUUGCAGGAUGACCUCAUGUACUCUUACAGAAACACGCAUACACAAAACACAGAAGUACAAACAACACACACAUUGGAGUAUUGUACAUACAUAUUAUAAAGCGAAGGCCGUGCUUUAGUCAUUGCUAUAUGGCAGGAACUGAACAGAUAUAGUGUAAGUGGUUAGAUGUCUAUUUUGUUUGAAAGAGAACACACAUACAGAACCUGAGAUACAAGUCCCAUGGACAGACAACAAAGCACAAAAAUGAACUCAGUUACAGAGAGAAACAAUGAAAUUAUAGAGAAAUAAUAAUGCUAUAACUUGAAGCCUAGAUAACUUUACACUCAGGCUCACCAGAGUUAUAACAGUCAGAAAGAAUAUAUCUGCUUUUAUUGUGUUGUGCCCUCAAUUUCAUGUUUGCAUUAACAUAGUGUUCUCAUGGUCAUAACUGCUGUUGAAUCAUAUUUUUAAUCUUCUUUUGAUAAACUGAAUGUUUUUGGUUUUUAAAGGUUUGUGAAAGGAUGGGUCAGAUAUUUUUAAUCUAGCGACUUGAUUUAGAAAAUAAACAGAAUUCUGAUUUACUCUCAAAUCUAUUUUCUUUUUUAAAAAUGAUAUCAAUAACAAAAUCCCACUACUUUGACCAACAAUGCUUAUCGAUACUGAAAGCUUUGCGAGGUUUUUCUCUCUGUCUGCAAGACUACUUGGGGACCAAGAGGGGGCAGUAUUUCACAGUGGGUUUUUUUUUUCCCUGGUAGCCAACCUGUGGAUUUCAAAGGAUCGGCAGCAAGCAGGGUUGGAGCAGUAGUGCAAAGGAAUUUGUCUUCAGUGGCCUGAGAUAGACAAGUGCAAUAGACUUGAUUAGUUAAAAUCUCUAAAUUGUUAUUAUACAGUGUUGCAGACACAGGCAAUCAUGUUUUUUGAAUAGGAAUAUUUGUUUAAUUCAUGGAUUUGUAACAGUAUAUGCUUCAAACGUACAAAAGUCAAUAUCAAUUCAUACAGAUAAUUAUUAAAGGUCAAUUAGGAAAAAUAUAUAUAUUCUUUAGAGGCGUUGUAGAAGGUUUUCAUGUAAGAACAAUAUCUCAGCUAACAGAGACGUGCUGCUGGGACCAUAUUCAGGUAAAGACACACAUAAGGCCUCUUGCAGAACUCGCACUUGUUUUUAAAUAUGCAUUUUUGUGAUUGUGCAUGCCUGUGCACAUACGCACACAUUAGCAUGUGUUUGCAUGCAUGCGUGUGUGUGAAUGUGUUGUAUGAGCAUGUCUAUGGGCCAAGUUAGUGAUCUGUUGAUGGAUAUAAAGAGGUCAUGGCCUGCUCCCCAUCAAAACCCCUCCCUUGAACCCCCACCCCUCUCACACACACACCCUGCUUUGUGCCGUGUGAGAGAAUGUGACCUGGUUCCCAUCCCUGAGGAGGGGUGAACCCUAAUGACGGCCUCCUCAGACACAUUGCGCAGCCCUGAGCCUCCCUCUCCAGCUGGCCCCCUCAGCCCAUCGGGCCGGCACCCCCUGGUCCACACCGGGAGAGGUCCGGCCUGGAUAGCCCAGCCAGAGUUCGUCCAGUGUGCACGCCCUGUCCCCUGCCGUCCUGCUAUGCCCUGCCUUGUCCAGGCUAGUUACGUUCACCUGGCCCAAAUGCAUUGAACUCAUCAUCAGACGACAGUGCAACUGGUCGCAGACCUGUAGUUUUCUGUGCAAUGUACAAUGAGUGCAGCGCCUCAGCUCUGUGUGUGUGUCUUCAUCAGAGGCGACAGCUCCACACAAUAGAACAAAGACGUUGUCAAUCACAAUCAAAUG